AUGGACUGGUUCGGUCGUGCCAAGAUCUCUUUCACCCACCACGCAUCACCACUUACACUCCAGCAGAAGGAUGGGACUACGACCGACUUGCUCAAGGUCUGCGAACAGGCCACUCCGCCAUGCCAGCUGAACCCGCUUCUCUUCAACGGCCAUGUGCAGACCAUGUGGACUGUGGUUAAGGAGCAUGGUCCCCAGAUCUACUAUCGCCGAAAGAUCUUCGAGUCAGACCACCAGGUCUACACCGGAAGCUUCACUGUCGAUUUUGUGACGAAGCCUCACCAAGACUUCGAAGAGAAAUUGCCCCCAAGGACCGCCUACUUUUCCGAACAAGCCUUUUCCAGCCUGCCUUCGGAUGACAGCAAGCCUAUGCUCAUUGUGCUCCACGGUCUGUCCGGAGGCUCGCAUGAAAUCUAUCUCCGUCACGCCAUUCUGCCUCUCGUCGAAAGUGGCAAGUGGGAGAUCUGCGUAGUCAACUCUCGUGGAUGCGCAAACAGCGCCGUUACAAGCGGUCUCUUCUUCAAUGCUAGGGCGACAUGGGAUGUUCGACAGGUUGUGAAGUGGGCCAGAAAGAACUUCCCCAACCGUCCACUUUUCGGCGUUGGUUUCUCUCUGGGUGCCAACAUUUUGACCAACUACGUCGGAGAAGAAGGAGAGGGUUGUCUUCUGAAGGGCGCCAUUGCCGUUGGAAAUCCAUUCAACCUAGAUGUUACCAACAGAGCUUUACGGAGAACUCACUUGGGAAGACUCUACCAACGGGUUAUGGGAACCAACAUGAAGAAGCUUGUCGCAAACCACAAGGAGACCGUGCUCAAAUACACCAACCUCGACUACGACAGGAUACAGAACAUCACCUACCUGAACGAGUUCGAUCGUGAAGUGCAGACCGUAACCUGGGGUUACCCCACCGAAGACGCCUACUACCGCGAUGCUUCCUCCUGUGACGCUGUCCUGGGCAUCAGAAUUCCCUUCAUGGCUCUUUCUGCCGCUGAUGAUCCGAUUGCUGUCGAGGAAGCCAUUCCUUACGAAGAGAUCAAGCAGAACCCCUACACGGUUCUCUGCCUUACAUCUCUCGGCGGACAUCUUUCGUGGUUUGAGAUGGGUGGCGGAAGAUGGCAUACUCAUCCUAUCUGCAACUUCUUCAACAAGAUGGCUUUCGAGAUUGACUUGGACGCUAUCAAGCCCGAUGCUUGCGACAAGUGGGACAGCCAGUUCAGAACCCACUUCGAUCCUGUGCAGCGGAAGUUGCAGAUUCUGGAUCUCGACCAAUAG
Molecule: messenger RNA, 1269 nt
Organism: Sordaria macrospora k-hell
Lineage: Eukaryota; Fungi; Ascomycota; Sordariomycetes; Sordariales; Sordariaceae
Biological process (GO): medium-chain fatty acid biosynthetic process; medium-chain fatty acid catabolic process
Molecular function (GO): acetylesterase activity; monoacylglycerol lipase activity
Source: RefSeq, a predicted model, not a curated record